Molecule: messenger RNA, 210 nt
Organism: Nematocida major
Lineage: Eukaryota; Fungi; Microsporidia
Exons: 1
Coding region: 1-210 (69 amino acids)
Source: RefSeq, a predicted model, not a curated record
AUGAGCAAGACUCCGGAGGAGCCUGGAGACUGCGGGUGCUUUAACGAGGAGGAUGCGUGCAAGGAGAAGUACUUGGAAGCGUACAGGUGCUACAUAGAAAACAGAUCGAACGUAAAAGCGUGUUUAUCGCAGAUACAAGCAGUAAAGGCGUGCUACGCGAGAAAGCAGGAGAAGUCCUGGAUGCACAGACUCUGGGCAUUUAUUAUAUGA